UGAUAUACAUCAUAUAUAUAUAGAUCAAUAAUGGAGGCAUCAAUGAAAUAUUGUGCCACGCUUUUGGUAGUUGCUUUAGUAGUAGUAGUUGUGGCACCCCAAGCUCAGCAGCAGCCGCCUUCUAAUAAUAUUAGCGUUUAUAGAAUCACGGGAACUGUCUUUUGUUCUUUGAAUGGCGCCCAAGUUGUGAAUUCUGCUAUCCCAACUCCUCCCUUUACAAAUGCUACAGUCCAAUUAAUGUGCGGUGGGAUUGUGGUACAAACAGCUUUAACAAAUAGCCUGGGAGUUUUCACUAUGGUUGUACCAGACGCACAGACACUGGUACAGACACUGCUAUCUAACCUUGUAUCCGUCGUAAAUUGCAGCGUUGUUGUUGCUACACCACUCUCGACUUGCAAUUCAUCCCUACCACAAACCGGCAUGCUGCAAAGUCCCACGUUUAUGCAGGUUUUGACCGAAGUUUUCCAAGCUAUCCUUAACUUUCUUUUUAACGAUCUAGUCGGAGAAUUUCAACAUGUUCAAACUAUAUUAAUUAGUUAAUGUUUGAUUGACAUCACACGGACAUAUAUAUAUAUA
Molecule: messenger RNA, 576 nt
Organism: Erigeron canadensis
Lineage: Eukaryota; Viridiplantae; Streptophyta; Magnoliopsida; Asterales; Asteraceae
Product: phylloplanin-like
Exons: 2
Coding region: 31-540 (169 amino acids)
Source: RefSeq, a predicted model, not a curated record